Molecule: messenger RNA, 7112 nt
Organism: Nycticebus coucang (slow loris)
Lineage: Eukaryota; Metazoa; Chordata; Mammalia; Primates; Lorisidae
Gene: RNF17
Product: ring finger protein 17
Exons: 35
Coding region: 1-4866 (1621 amino acids)
Source: RefSeq, a predicted model, not a curated record
AUGGCGGCGGAGGCUUCGACGGCUCAGCUGGCCUUGUCUUUCUACCAGAAGAUGGGGAAGAAGGGUCGGCCUCAGGGUGCUGCCGAGAUCCAGUGCAGUCAGUGUGGAAGAAGGGUGUCCAGAACAUCAGGUCAUUACCAUGAACUUCAGUGUGGACAUGCUUUUUGUGAGCUGUGCUUGUUAGUAACUGAAGAAUACAGCACAAUUAUAUGCCCUGAUUGUGAGGUUGCUGCUACUAUAAAUAUGAGACAAGGCUACUACCCAAUAGAUGAAUAUAUUAAAGAAGACUCUUUAAUGGAAAAAGUGCCACCUAAAAUGAUUAACAGUUGUUCUCAGGAAUUUGAGAAGACUGCUCAUCAGCUAACUAUUGGUUUAGAACAUUCAACCUCCACACGUAGGACUGUUUCGAACUCAUCAGCUGUCAUGUCGGAGAUUAAAACUGCUGAAGAAAUUGAUGAAGCAUUGAAGAUAGCAGGCUCUAAUUUUGAACAAUUAAGUAUUGCUGUAAAAAUGCUUGAACAUAUUCAGAAUCAAACAAGAAAGGAGACAGAAGGUGUUAUAGGGGUUGUGGAGAAAAAAUUUGACCAACUUUUUGCUUGUCUUGAUUCCAGGAAAAAGAACCUGUGUGAAGAACUUGUAAGAAAUACAGAUGAUUAUCUAUCAAAUUUAACAAUGACUAAAAGCUACAUUGAAGAGAAAAAGAAUGAUUUGGAUGCAGCUAUGAAGAUAGCAAGAGAGUUAAAAUCAGCACCUUCUCUAAGAACAUAUUGUGACCUUAAUCAGAUUAUCCGGACGUUGAAGUUAACAUUAGAUAGUGAAUUGUCACAAGUUAGCUCUCUAAAACUAAGGAGCCUUCCCAGGUUGAAUAUGAAUUGCAGUGAGAUCAUCUGUAUGUUCAAUAAUAUGGGAAAGAUUGAAUUUGAGGACUCAAAAUGUUAUCCUCAAGAAAAUGAGAUUGGACAAAAUGUUCAAAAGAAAUAUUAUAAAAAACAACUCUCUUGUUAUGAUACAUGCCCAUCACUAGAACAAAAAAAGGCUGACAUGUCUGUCUCAACCAAUGAGACACCACCACCUCCGUUACAACAGGAAACCGGUGAUGUUCACUUAGAAGCAAAAAACUUCCAGCCAGAAAAAGAAGUUGUUGCAAUGGCAUCCCCUAAAACCAUUGCUGUGUUCCCUCAAAUGGGAUCUAGCCCUGAUGUGAUAAUUGAAGAAAUUAUUGAAGAAAACCUGGAAAGUUCUCCAGAGCUGGUUUUUGUAAGCCAUGUAAUACAUCCUUGCCACUUUUACAUUCGGAAGUAUUCACAAAUAAAAGAUGCAACAUUAUUGGAAAAGAAGGUGAAUGAAUUUUGCAAUAAGAGUUUACACCUUGAUCCUUCAGACAUUUUGGAGCUAGGUGCAACAAUAUUUGUCAACAGUAUUGAAAAUGGAAUGUGGUGUCGAGGAACCAUCACUGAAUUAAUUCCAAUAGAAAGUAAAAAUACCAGAAAACCUUGUAGUCCAACCAAAUUCUCAGUUCGUGAAGUUGCAUUAAUGCAAAUAUUCAUGGUAGAUUUUGGAAAUUCAGAAGUCCUAAUUGUUGCAGGAAUUGGUGAUAGUCACAUGACACCAGAACACAUUGCUGAGCAGCAUAUUGUACUUGAUGAUUUAUGUCUGAUUCUAAGAAAGUCUGACUUGUACAUUAAAGGGCUGCUGAAAGACAUACAGCCGUUAGCACAGCCUUGCUCGUUGAAAGACAUUGUUCCACAGAAGUCAAAUGAAGGCUGGAAAGAGGAAGCUAAAGUGGAAUUUUUGAAAAUGGUAAAUAACAAGGCUGUUUUAAUGAAAGUUUUUAGAGAAGAAGAUGGUGUGCUUAUUGUAGAUCUACAGAAACCACCAACAAAUAAAAUAAGCAGUGAUAUGCCUGUGUCUAUUAGAGAUGCAUUAGUUUUUAUGGAACUAGCAAGGUUUAGGUCACAAUCACCAAGAAGUUACUCUGAAAAAAAUACAGCUUUACAUUACCAUCCACCUAUUUUGCCUGAAGAAACAACAGAUGUUUCCGUUAUGGUUUGUCAUAUAAACAGUCCUACUGAUUUCUAUCUUCAAUUGAUAGAUGGCCUGGAUUUUUUAUUAUUAUUAAAGACAAUUGAGGAAUUUUAUAAAAGUGAAGAUGGAGAAAAUCUGGAAAUCCUCUGUCCAGUUCAAGAUCAAGCCUGUGUAGCUAAAUUUGAAGAUGGAGUUUGGUAUCGAGCAAAAGUCACUGGAUUGCCUGGGCAUCGAGAAGUUGAAGUUAAAUAUGUGGACUUUGGUAAUAGUGCAAAAAUAACAGUUAAAGAGAUGCGUAAAAUAAAAGAUGAUUUUCUGAAUAUCCCAGAGAAGGCAAUUAAAUGUAAGCUGGCUUACAUUGAACCAUGUAAAGGGACGGUGCAGUGGUCCAUAAAAGCUAAAGAAAAAUUUGAAGAAAAGACUCAAGAUAAAUUUAUGACAUGUUCAGUUAUUAAAAUUCUGGAAGACAGUGUGCUCCUAGUUGAGCUUUUUGAUUCUCAUAGUGCUCCAGGAAUGACUCCUACUAGUAUUAAUGACCAGCUUGUCAAAGAGGGUCUAGCAUCUUAUGAAGUAGGAUACACUCUCAAAGAUGAUUCUAAAAAGCAUAUUGAAGUAUGGGAUCCUUCUCCAGAAGAAAUUAUCUCAAAUGAAGUAAACAACUUAAAUGCUGUGUCUACAAAAUGUCUACCUAAUGAGAAUUUCCAAUCACUUUAUAAUAAGGAACUGCCUGUGCAUAUCUGUAAUGUGGUAUCUCCUGAGAAGAUUUAUGUUCAGUGGUUAUUAACAGAAAAUCUACUUAAUAGUUUAGAAGAAAAGAUGAUAGCUUUUUAUGAAAACUCAAAAUGGAAACCUGUUAAAUGGGAAAAUGACAUGCAUUGUGCUGUUAAGAUCCCAGAUAAGAAUCAGUGGCGAAGAGGCCAGAUCAUCAGAAUGAUUACAGACACAUUGGUAGAGGUCUUGCUGUAUGAUGUGGGUGUUCAACUAGUAGUGGAUAUUAACUGCUUAAGAGAACUUCAAGAAAAUCUAAGAACAAUGGGAAGAUUAUCUUUGGAAUGCUCUCUUGUUGAUAUAAGACCAACUGGUGGGAGUGACAAGUGGACAGCAACAGCUUGUGACUGUCUUUCAUUGUACCUGACUGGAGCUAUAGCAACGAUAAUCUUACAGGUAGGUAGUGAGGAAAACAGCACAACAUGGCCACUACCUGUGAAAAUUUUCUGCAGAGAUGAAAAAGGAGAGCGUGUUGAUGUUUCCAAAUAUUUGAUUAAAAAGGGUUUGGCUUUGAGAGAAAGGAGAAUUAAUAAAUUCGAUAACAGCCACUUAUUAUCUGAGAAGUCUGUUGAAGUCCCCCUGGAACAAGAAAGUUCAGUAGUUACUAAUUGUGUUAAAGUUGACUCUGACCCUGACAAAAAAGCUGCUGAUAUAAUCAGUGAACACAAGUUGUCUGAAGUUAAGGAGAAAAUUCUAGAACCAAGAACCACUGGAUGCUAUAAACCACCAGCUAUUCCUAACAUGAAAGUAUUUGAGGCAGUAGUGACCUGCAUUGGUGAUGAUGGAACUAUAUUUGUAGUACCUAAACUAUCAGAAUUUGAGCUAGUAAAAAUGAUGGAUGAAAUACAGCGUAAUUUAAAAUGCCUUGGUCUUUUGGAACCUUAUUUCUGGAAAAAGGGAGAAGCCUGUGCAGUAAGAGGAUCUGAUACUAUGUGGUAUCGAGGCAAGGUGAUGGAAAUUGUAGGUGGCACCAUCAGGGUACAAUAUUUAGAUCAUGGAUUCACUGAGAAAAUUCCACAGUGUCAUCUUUACCCUAUUUUGUUAUAUCCUGAUAUACCCCAGUUUUGUAUUCCUUGUCAGCUCUAUAAUACCAUACCUGUGGGGAAUGUCUGGCAACCAGAUGCAAUAGAACUUCUUCAGGAGCUGCUUUCAAAGAGAGAGGUGGAAAUACACAUUAUGGAAUUACCAAAAAGUCCAUGGGAGAAGUUAUCCAUUCAUCUUUAUUUUGGUGGAAUGUCACUUUCUUAUUUUAUGGCACACUAUAAAUAUUGUACUUUUGAACAUUCUGAGGAGAUACUGAAAGAGAAACCAACAGAUUAUGAUAAAAAGUAUGAGGAAGAAGAAUGGGAAAUAAGAUUUGAGGAAUUGCUUUCCUCUGAAACAGAGACUGCUAUUUUACCACCAUAUUUGUCUUCAUCUCUACCUCCACCAGAAGAACUGUAUGCUGUUCAAGUAAAACAUGUUGUCUCACCUAAUGAGGUAUAUAUUUGCCUUGAUUCUGUAGAAAACUAUAAUCAGUGUAACCAGCACAGGGACACAGAUUAUAGUGGAGUCAGCUGGGAGUCAGAAUCCAAGAGCCUUGAUGAAGCACUGCAGAGGUGUAAUAAGAAUGUGGAGAUGUUUCCUCCUCUGACAGAUUUUAGAACAGAAAUGCCUUGCCUUGCAGAAUAUGAUGAUGGCUUAUGGUAUAGAGCAAAGAUUGUUUCCAUUAAAGAAUUUAAUCCUUUAACUGUUCUAGUACAGUUUGUUGAUUAUGGGUCAACUGAAAAGCUGACAGUAAACAGACUGCGUCAAAUUCCUCUUCAUCUCAUGCAGUAUCCAGCCCGAGCUGUAAAGGUUCUCUUGGCAGGGUUUAAACCUCCCCUAAAAGAUUCAGCAAAGACAAGAAUACCAUAUUGUCCCGAAUGGAGCAUGGAGGCAUUGUGGGCUAUGAUAGACUGUCUUCAAGGAAAGCAACUUUAUGCUUCUUCCAUGGCUCAGGCACCAGAACAAAUAGUGACAUUAUAUGAAGAUGAGCAGUACCCAGUUCAUAUGUCCUUAGUAGAAGUGGGGCUCGCAGACGCAGAUGAAUGAUGUAAGUUCUCCUUCCCCUCAGAGUCAGCAUAAGGCAUGGGAAUAACACAGUAAAGAUUAAUGCCAAAUUGGUCUUAAAGCACCCUUGGGUUCCCCUCGACUUCUCAAAGGAAUGAUAACAAAGCUCAAUAAGAAUCUCUCUUCCAGAUUUCUUCAUAGGCCCCUCUCACCUGUUAAACACCCAUGUGAAUAAGGCCCCAUAUAUAUGAUGUUUGGGAUGACCCUUGUGACUCCUAGUACCAGACAGGGGUGAGAGAGAGUGGGCACCAUGAUGUGUGCACAUGAAUGUUUGGUGUGCACCUAGAACUAUCGAACAGUGUACUCAUAACAAGUUAUUAAAAUACUUGGGUAACCAGCUAACUUUUUUAUCUUACCCAUAACAAGAGAUUAAACAACGAGAUCUGAACAUUAACAUUCAGCAAAGGUUUAAAAUAAAAUAUUUUGUUUUUCAGGUGCACAGUACAGAGCAUACGUAGCAGCCCAGAAGGAAGUUUUGUUGUAUUUAGACCAUUUGGGGAUUACUUUUCCUGACUUGUUCUGCAAUAGUGCUCCUAUCCCCACGCCAAUCCACCCCUACCUGGCUUAUUCUUACAUGUUGAACCACUAGAAAGUGUGUGGAAGAAAUCAGAAAGAACAGUUAAUAAAAAUUUGCUUUCAAACAUUUGCUUAUUUUAAUUUCAAAAUUAGACACAUGAAAAAGUUUGUUUCUUUUAUAACUAAUGAUUCAGUUUAAGAACUAAACUAUCAGUACAAUUGAAGCCUCCUGUAUUGCCUUCACUGCAGGAGCCUUCAAUGCAUCUCCCCUCUCAUGUGGAGAUGAGCAGUCCUAUUGUGAUUUGGUGAUUAUCAUUCUUAUAGGUUUUUAUAAUUUUAUUCUAUGAAUGUAUCCAUAAAUAAGAUAUAGUCUUGCUCUGUAUAUUUUUAAAUGUAUGUGGUAUCACACAAUUGUCUUAUUUUCUCACUAUCUGCACCAUGUAUCCAUGUUGGUACAUACAGCUUUAUCUUAUUUUCACUGCUACAUCCACAUGCUAAUUUAUUGUUAGAUAUUUAGUUUACCAGUUUUUUUGCAAUUACAAAUCUUCUGUAAGACCCUUGGGUACAUGUGAGAGGUUUUCUAGUACAUACAUAUAGUAGUGGAAUUGGCAGGGUCAUGGGGUAAUUGCGUUGUAAAAAGCAACUCUUCCAAUUUACUUCACUACCAAUUGCCUGAAUUCUUGCCUACACUUGGGUGUAGCCAGACCUUUAUUUGCCCAUUUCUUACUACGAUACUAGUAAGAAAAGUUAUCUCAAUGUUUUAAUGUGCUUGCUGGCUUGUUAGUGAACAUUCUCAGCAUGUUGUACUUUGUUUAUUGAUUGUUCAUAUCCUUUGUCUUCUAGUGAGUUGCUUGCAUUUUCCUAUUGAUUUGUAGAAAAGGGAUUGGUUAAUAAUCCUUUGUCAGGUAUAUGACAUGUCAGGCAUGUCUUUUCCCUUUUAUGCUGUAUCUUUUGACAAACUUUUCUCUCAUUUAUCAACUUUUUCCGUUAAAGUUUGUGCUUUUUGUGUCUCAUUUAAAAAUCCUUCCCCCCCCCCACGAGGUUAUAUAUUUAAAUCCAUUAUUUCCUUAGAAAAGUUUUAAAGUUUGUUCAUAUUCAGUCAUCAAAUCACCUGGAUUUGAUACAUUUUGGGUUUUUUUUACAUUUUCAACAUUGGUAUAUUUGCACAGGUAAAGUCUCACCUAAUUAUUACACAAAUUUACAAACAGGUGACCCACCCUUCCUUCAGUGGACACCAUUUUUGAAAAGUUGUAAACCAACCUUGUUAUAUAAUUGCUUUCUUUUCACUAUGAUUACUACCUAUUAUACUAUUUGACUUAUUUGUAUUCAUUCAUUGCUAUAAUCAGCAAAACUCUGUAAUAGGUAAAAUGCUCAAAUUUUGGUGCUAAUUGAACACAGUGAGCUGGAGAGCUUCCUUUACUUCUUAAGCCUGCUUUCUAUGCAGGUCUCUCCAUGGCUGAUGUGCCUGUGGGACAUCUGUGUGAUGUACUUCCUGUACUACAUUUUGUUUGAAAUAGUGUCUCACUCUGUCACUUGAGCUAGAGGGUAGUGGAUUCAUCAUAGCUCACUGUAGCCUCCAACUCCUGGGCUCAAGCCAUUCCCCUCUCUCCACCCAGCCUCCUAAAAGUGAUAGGGUUUCAGGCACAGACACCAUGCCUGGCCCUUCUUGGUUUUUAAUUAUUCUUCAACCAAUAAAAGCACUCACUAAAGAG